Molecule: messenger RNA, 1535 nt
Organism: Desarmillaria tabescens
Lineage: Eukaryota; Fungi; Basidiomycota; Agaricomycetes; Agaricales; Physalacriaceae
Exons: 1
Coding region: 302-1204 (300 amino acids)
Source: RefSeq, a predicted model, not a curated record
CGUUCAGUAAGUAGGUGUUUCUUGAAUUGACUCUGGACGAGUCUGUAAGUCAUAACCGUACACAUGGAUGAGACAUGCGUCUCCGACUCUCCGGCCCGAAGUAGCAGCAGAGACGUUUCACUUUGUCACCAAUCUUCCCCUCGACUAUAUUCAUCAAUUCUACUCUCACCGUACUUACCUACCAGGUCCAAAUACAAGAGAAGAACCGACAGAAACGAGGUACUCCGUACUUACUGCUCCAUAUUUCCUAAUUAAUUCGUACCCCUAGAAGAAACCCUUUCAGGACGUGGUUUACCAAAAAAUGGGCCCUGACAUCCUUCCCCUUCUCCGUGCUGGCAUCGCAGCUGGAGAUCUCCAUCCAUCUACCGUUCUUUUCACCCGUGCCAAGAUCCACUCUCUGAAGGCCGAAAUCAAGUCAAGAGACGAAGAGAUUACUAAGCUCGAUUCACUUUUUCAUCUCGACUCCCUCCUCCAUGGGCUAAAAUUACAACGUGUUCAAGCCAAAGAGAAUCUGGAUCGUCACGAGUCCAUUUUCUCCCCCAUCCGGCGCUUACCUUCUGAUGUCCUGCUGAGUAUAUUCUGUCUCGCAGCGCAUCAGGCAAAAAUCCGCUUAUCGGAACCUCCAUGCAUCCUCCGCAGUGUCUGUUACUGGUGGAGAAAUCUGACUUUAUCAUCACCGUCCCUUUGGUCCGGCCUGGAAAUUCAUAUAUCUAGUAAGAAUUCUGAGACAGCCAAGGUAUACACUCCACAAGAUGAGCACCUCGUUUGCACAGCUUUAUCCCUUUCGAAAAACUGUCCCUUGGAUCUGACGUUGAGAGUCGAAGACAUAGAACCACCGGAAGAGGCACUGAUAACGAAAUACGUUGCUCCCACGUCAACACGCUGGAAAUCACUCCGUCUGCGCAUCUUGGAAUCGAAUAUACAGAGUCUCUCAAGCAUAGCAGGGUGUCUCCGGACACUGGAAAGCCUGGAUAUAAUUCUUCCUCCUCCAUGGGUGGAAAUGCGCACCAAAGAAACCGAUGAAGCCUUAUCGCAACUCUUCCGCUCCGCCCCCUUGCUACGCAAGGCCAAAAUCUUUAGCCAUUACUUCCAUGAGUUGGCGCUCCCACUUCGUCAACUCACGUCCCUACAUGUUGGUGUUAUGGAUCUGCCGAAAUCCGGAGAUGCGAGCACGAGGCGAGGAGUGGUAAUCGAAGUGAGGUGAGAAUAAUUAGAAAUGAUGUACGUCGUUAGGGAAUAUAAUGGAUUCCGGCGAGGGUUCGUGAGGAGACCUGAGUGGUCCGGUUUGCGAAAUAAAGGAAAUCAGUAAGCACGAAGCAAUUACUGAGGGAAGUAGCCGGUAAGCGUGGAGCAAUUACCGAUAUAGAAGGCCUGUAAGCGCGAAGCUAUUAUGGGCCGUGGGUGAAGGCAAGCGCUAGGCGUAACCUUCGGGUUGGUGUCAGAAGGCGCUAGGCGUAUCCAACGAGUUGUUCAGCAAGUGCUAGGCGUAACUGAGGGUUCACGCAGUGAAGGUGUCCUGAAAGUGGUAGAUUGAU